AUGGCCAACGGCCUCGACCGCCUCGAGCGGCUCUUCACCUACAAGCGCAAGCCUUCCUCCACACCGACGGAGCAGGUGAGCCCUGUGGUGCAGCCGACCGAGCCUCAGUUUCCGUCACCAUCCUUCAUUCGCCCCAAGACCACUAGAAUGGCUGCUCGUGAAGAGGUUCGCCUUCGACAAGCAUCCGGUCGUUCCCCCUCCGUGCCAGACAUUUCGGCCGCCCUACGUAUGCCUCUCGCUCAAGCUCUCCGGCUGGGCUCGAGCGAUGGUUCCUAUCAGCAAAAUGACAGACAUGCCACCUCGCCCUCCCUUAGUGAUAAGCAGGCCGAAACCCUGGUCUCGUCACUGCGCGAGUUCCAGUUUCCCCAGCCACCCAGCCGAAAUGCCGAAGACUCCCCGGUGUCGUUGUCAUCCGACGCAUCGACUUCCGAUGCUCCUCGCUUGCCGAGUCCUCGAUCCCGCUCACCACUUCGACUUUCUGUCCCGCUGAGCAGGCUCGACACCCCCCCAACUUCGGACCCAGAAGAUGGUACCUCAUCGCCGCAGAGUCUCCGAAACAAGGCAUUGCCGGAAUUACCCUACAACAAGGCACCUCCCACUCCGGACGAGUCUCCCGAGCUUGGUCCCAGGCACGGGCCACACCUCAGACGCUCCGUGUCAAUCGACGUCAUCAACAAGGCGUACAUUGCCGCCCUGCAGAAUGAGCCGGGUGACUACUUCGAUCAGAUGUCUCUCCAGAGAUCCUACAGCCAGUCCAGCGUGGCACCAUCUGUCCAGUACUCGACCUCCAGCUCCACACUGCGGGAACCCGACUUCAACGAGUUUUUGAAUCUUAGCGAUGAUGACAUCGCAGAAUCGACCCUCGACAGCCCUGACUUGUCGACGCUGGGCGAGUCCAGCCCGGCGCUCCCUCCGAUGGAUCUAUCCAUUUCAUCAUCGCAGCCUUUGACUUCCUCGCUGCUGACUUUGACACCCCCUCGCGCGAGCCGCCCGGCCGCUGUCGCCGCUUUUGAGGCGGCUAGGAUUGCCAGGCGUUACGACUUUGACCUCGUCUAUGUCGUCAACCUCUGGCCAGACAACGCGAGAUGUCAGAUGCCAGCGUCGGCCAAGACGGCUAAACCGAUGAUGGGCCGCUUGCUGGCAGCUCAUGGCUUGCACCACGUUCCCUCGCCUCUUCAAAUUUCGUCCCUGGUGCACACAUCCAUCAUGCGCUCUGAUGGCUGGAUCGAAUACCGAAAUCAGGAGGCUCAAAGUCAGGAUUUGGCCCGUGGCUAUGCCUGUGCCUUCUACACCGGUCAAUAUGCCAGGAGCAGCACAUCGGGCAAGUCCAGUCCUGUGUCGGGUGUCCGCUUGUCGGAAAAGAUCGAUCGCGGCAUAGUGUUUGCGGCCUAUCGCAAGCCCAGAAUUGGUGACGACAAGCUUGGUCGUGCCUUUAACGAAGUUGCACUCCGAGAGCUGCACCGAGAGGCUGAGGCACUCGUGGAGAUGCUCAUCGACAUUCACGUGGCGAACAGACUACGCCAGCCUCCCACACAACCUUCGGUGGCCGAUGAAACUGGUCCCAUGCCAUCGCAACAACAAGAGAUGUCGUGA
Molecule: messenger RNA, 1593 nt
Organism: Drechmeria coniospora
Lineage: Eukaryota; Fungi; Ascomycota; Sordariomycetes; Hypocreales; Ophiocordycipitaceae
Exons: 1
Coding region: 1-1593 (530 amino acids)
Source: RefSeq, a predicted model, not a curated record